This is a messenger RNA of Fusarium oxysporum Fo47, 2893 nucleotides long. RefSeq lists its product as uncharacterized. The transcript has 8 exons. The record is from RefSeq and is a predicted model, not a curated record. Gene Ontology annotation, biological process: positive regulation of transcription by RNA polymerase II. Gene Ontology annotation, cellular component: nucleus. Gene Ontology annotation, molecular function: catalytic activity; molybdenum ion binding; transcription cis-regulatory region binding. Lineage: Eukaryota; Fungi; Ascomycota; Sordariomycetes; Hypocreales; Nectriaceae. Bases 1 to 2760 code for a protein of 919 amino acids.
AUGGAAAUCCAACGUCUUUUUAUUUACCCGAUUAAAUCACUUUUGCCAGUCGAAGUAACGCAUGCUGAGGUAACUCGCGAAGGCUUUCGCUUUGAUCGCCAGUAUAUUCUUAUCAAGGAACCUGAGAAUCAUGAUUCAAGUCCCUUUGCGGAACAUCUUACUAUCAAGAAAACGUUUGCUCUAGCCUUGUUUCAACCCAACAUACACGAUGACUGGUCCAACCUCACCGUGCGACAUACCAAGGCCAAGCCGGAGUCCCUUAUAACCAUCCCCCUUACGCCGUCACCUCUAUUCUGCUUUCAAUCCAGAACAUACACAGUCAACAUUGCUGGCACGAGUGCCAUAGGCAUUGACAUGGGGGAUGUUCCGGCCUCGUUCUUCAGCAAACAUUUGGGUCAGAGUAUUCGGCUCCUAUUCAUUGGGGGGAACGGUAGCCGGCCCGUCCCAGGGACAGUAGACCUCGAGCCGAGCAUGGCAAAUCCAGGACAAAGAGUACGCUUUGCCGACGCAGCUCCAUUUCUGCUAACCUCCUCGUCGUCCGAGAAUGAAGCAAGAUCGCGGCUGCCACCUAGCUGCCAAGCGGACGACAUCAUCCUUCGGCUCCGCCCAAACAUUCAUAUCGACGUGGGAAAGGAUACUCCCGCCUUCGAUGAGGACAACUGGCGACAGCUGACUGUCGCAUCAGAGGUCCACGGACCUUCCAAGGCUUUCAUCUGCUGCAUGUCCCAGACCACGCGUUGCCUCAGUCUGAAUGCGGAUCUGGAAACGGGCGGCGGGGUAAGCAGAGAACAGCAGCUUUUUGGCUUGCUCGCUCGAGACCGAAGGGUUCUGAGAUCUUCGCCCAACCUGUUUUUGGCUGCUACGCUUAUGUUACUCCCUCGUCUUGUGGGCGCUGUCGAGAUCGCCGAGUCAAAUGUGACAGGCGGAAGCCAGGCUGUCGGCGCUGCGAGAAAUACGCACAGCAGUGCCCUGGCUAUGAACGUAGACGAGUUUUCAGGGACCAAGGACCGGGCCUCCAUAGACGGUUCUCUAGGAAUGAUUCGGGCUAUCGAGAAACGAGUUCUCAGACCUCGUCAGCAACGACUCUCCCACCAGCUCCCAGAGGUGGCCUCCACGGGUGUACUUCAAGACUCAAUCUCCGACGAUGAUAGGUUCUUCGACUUGGAUCCUGCCGUUUAUUAUGAGCAGGAGGGUCAACUAUGUGGUGUUGACUUUUCGGCAUCCCAUCCUGCACCUGACAUCCCGCCAGUUACCCCUUGUGAGGUUGAAGUUCCUUCUUCAACCGACCCUGAAGAGGUUUCAACGCCUGACCUUUCCCCAGCAGAUACCCGGGAGAACACUCUUUAUGCACUGCUCGUCCGGCGCUUCGUUAAAAUAAUAAGCCCAUGGUUGGAUGUCUUUGACCCAGAUAGGUACUUUGGCUACGUAGUUCCAAUCAGAGCAAGCCGUAGCAGUUUGUUGAGAGACAGCUUAGCCGCUGUAGCUGCUAAGCAACUAGGAAAUCUUGGCUGCCACACGGAGACCCAAUGCAAUACAGACAGUUCGACAGCCCCGAAGCCCCUCGAUCCCACUGUGGCCUUGUCUGUGGAUUGGUCAUUUGAGGCUGCGAGCUUCUACGACCGAGCCAUUCGCUCUAUGAUCAAUGCUCUGCAAUCCAUUGCGAGUCCGAUUCAAAUAGAGACACGCCUCGGCAGUCCCCCAGAUAGGCGCGAAGCUAUCGACGACCUAUUGAGUGCAAUGCCAAUCCUGCUGGUUUAUGAGUUGAUGGACAAUCGUCAUUUGAGCAUGGUUCAGCACCUAGCUGGAGCUCGCCAUCUCCUCGGAUUUGUUCUACAGCAGCAUGAAGCAAGGACGCCAGGUGACGCUGCCUACGCCCCCUCGCUUGAGCAGAGCGUCCAGAAAGCUUGGAAAGCGUCGUUCUGGAAUCUCGUCUGUUUCGACUACGUUAUCUCCUAUGCAGGACGCAGUAAGCCAAGUAUCGGCUUUCCAGAUGCGCGCCUCUGGCACCAAUCAGGACUGUCGCUUACUGAAGUGGACGGGCAGUUCGUGCCCGCCUCAUUGGUUGGUGACAUUCACUCUAGCUCACCAAAGAUGACCGAAACUAUUGCUUGCAGAACAUUACUAUGGAUCAUUCUGAGGAUUAUGGACUGUGUCGUGUCGGAUGGCCAAGUAUCAGAUGGGCAACAGGCCAAUGACCAAGUGCACCAGCGUUGCAGGACUACUUGUCACCAGGGUAUGGGAACUGCGCCAUGGGAACAAGUUGACGAAUAUCUAAGGAAUUGGUACAUGGCAUUGCCGGAUACUUUCGAGCCGUGUUUAAGGGCCCCACAGCCAUUUCCAGCGCUGGCUUCAUCUAGCAUCAGAGCACCGUUGCAGGGAUUCUUCAUUGCCAACCCCAUGGGAGCGACUGCCCUCCCUCUAUAUCACUUCUCUCGCAUCUUAUUUCUUUUACACAGUCAUGUCACUGACGAGACAUUUAAUUCUCCCACUGGUUCGAGACGGAUUAAGAUUUAUCGCCAGUUCUCACGACAGGUCAAUCACCACGCUGUAGAAAUCUGCAGUGUGGCUGCUGGGCAACCUCCCCCCGCCGCCCAGAUGCAUCUUAUACAGCCAUUACACCUGGCCGGCCUAUGUCUUGACUCGCAGGAGCAACAAUCUAUUAUAAAGGGAUUACUGGUUGACUUACAGCGCCAAACGGGCUUCCCUACGGAGCGGGUGCUUAAACAACUCGAAGAAGACUGGGAUGAGGAUUAUGAUUGAUAGUCAUAGGAAUCUGUCUUCAGUCCGGCUCUCACUCGUUGUUUCACGGCCAAAUCUCGGACGAUAUGUUGAUUUCUGCUACCGAUUCCUCCAACUCUGCGGCUGCUGAGGUUACUGUUCGACUCAUUCGUUA